AUGAAGAUUCCCGACCGCAGCCAAGAGACAAAUGAGACUUGCUUUGUCGGCAACAGAUGUAAACCGACCAACAUCUGUGGCCUCUUAUCUCAGGAACACCGACUGGAAGACCAACAACACAAACGUCAACAUCAACGGCGACAUCACCACUUAGACCGUCAUCAACAACAGCAGCAAGAACAUCAAAAAGAAACAUCACUAACAACAGUGCCCAUGAACAACAACAUCAACAUCACUGCCCAUAUCAUCAAAAUUAAGAUCAGCACCCGCGUGUCAGCAGCUGCAGCAUCACCAACAGUAACGCCACCACCAACAGUAACAACACCAGCAACAACUUCAACAAUAACGCCACCACCAACAGUAACAACACCAGCAACAACUUCAACAAUAACGCCACCACCAACAGUAACAACACCAGCAACAACUUCAACAGUAGCACCAGCACCACCACCACCACCACCACUGCAACAGGAACAUGACCAACAGCAGCACCCACGGCCUCACCAGCACCACCCACACAGGGACGACCGACACCGAGCUAAUUAA
Molecule: messenger RNA, 546 nt
Organism: Penaeus monodon (black tiger shrimp)
Lineage: Eukaryota; Metazoa; Arthropoda; Malacostraca; Decapoda; Penaeidae
Product: WASH complex subunit 3-like
Exons: 2
Coding region: 1-546 (181 amino acids)
Source: RefSeq, a predicted model, not a curated record